Molecule: messenger RNA, 4288 nt
Organism: Magnolia sinica
Lineage: Eukaryota; Viridiplantae; Streptophyta; Magnoliopsida; Magnoliales; Magnoliaceae
Product: disease resistance RPP13-like protein 4
Exons: 3
Coding region: 39-3020 (993 amino acids)
Biological process (GO): defense response to other organism
Molecular function (GO): ATP hydrolysis activity; ADP binding
Source: RefSeq, a predicted model, not a curated record
UGAUGAGUUUUUAAACAAUGCAUUAGGUUUAAGGAAAAAUGAAUGAAAUAAAGCGGGUUUGUUAUAGGAAUACUUGUGCAAAAUACUCUCUUGUAGCCAAUUCAUUUGCAAUAUUUUCUAGCAAGUUUUUAUUCUUUCCUCUUUCCCUUCACCUUGUAGUUUUGAAUUCCGGUUUCAUAAAUGUAUAUGAUUAUAUCUUACAGGAAAUGGCAGAUGCUGUUGUCAGUGUUCUCUUGGAUAAAUUGGUGUCAUUACUUGUAAGCGAAGGUCAUCAACAGCUUGAGUUUAAUGACCAGUUUGAGGAAACAAAGAAGGAGCUUCAGUACAUGCAGAAAUAUCUCAAGGAAGCUGAUCGGGUGAGGAGAAAAGAUAGGAACGAGAUUCUCAAGAUGGUAAUGAGCGACUUAAGAGAGUUGGUAUACGAUGCUGAGGAUGUAAUAGCAGAUUGCCAGAUUCUAUUCCAGAAAAAAUGUCAAGGCCGUGCACUCAAUUUUACGAGUUAUUGCUCUCCUACCCAUUUGAAAACCCGUCAUCAAUUGGGAAAGCGGUUGAGUAAAAUAAAUAAAAAGAUAAGAGAAGUGAAGGACAGGAUGAAGUCCUUCUUAGAUGCAACUCCUCGCCAAACUGGUAAAUAUGAAGAUGGUGGGAAUAUGCCACUGACCCACCCAAUCCUAAUGGAUGAAGAUGAAAUGGUAGGAUUAGAAGAUGAGUCGGUGAAGAUUAGAAAUUGGAUCUUAGAAGCUAAUGGGCCAUUAACAAUGAUUGGAAUAGUUGGAUUGGGGGGAAUCGGUAAAACCACGCUUGCUCAGAAGAUAUAUAACAGUGAGAGUGCCGAAAAUUCUUUUAAGCACUCAUUUUUUAUUACUGUUUCUCAAAAUUUCAAAUUCGACGAAUUGCUGAAAAAGAUACUGAAGAAACUAAAGGUAGAAGAGAAAUCGCUGAGGGGAGAUGACGUCCGUGAGCUACUGGAAAGGCUUAAGAGCAUUUUAGAUGAGAAGUACUUGAUAGUUUUGGAUGAUGUGUGGGGAACAGAUGAAGGGAGGUGGUGGGAUAGCUUGAAGUCCGCUUUGCCCUCAGUAGAGGGUAGCUGUGUUAUUGUUACAUCAAGGAAUGAGAAGGUUGCUCAAUCAAUGGGGGCUACUGACAAGUGCAUACAUCGUCUGCAAGUUCUUUCGGAUGAAGAUAGUUGGUCCUUAUUUAGCAAGGUAGCUUUUGCAAGAAAUGGAGGUAAGUGCACAAAUCCAGAUUUGGAGGUAUUGGGAAAGGAGAUUGUUAAGGGAUGUGGGGGGCUUCCUCUGGCAAUCAACGUUGUGGGCGGAAUGAUGUUGGGGAAAGGUGAUUCCAUCCAUGAAUGGAAGCAAAUAUCAAAGCACCUAAAGGAGGAGUUGCAAAUCAGUCAGAAAGAUGAGACGAUCAUUUCGACACUAGAGUUAAGCUACGAAGAGCUCCCAAUACACUUAAAACCUUGCUUCUUGUGUCUUGCCAUGCUUCCUGAAGAUUAUGAAUUACCAGUUGUGUACAUUGUUGAAUUGUGGAUUGGUGAAGGUUUUGUUUGGGGAAGAAAUGAGAAAACGGCAUUUGAGAUCGGAGAAGAAUGCUUUGCAGAAUUAUUUAAUCGAUCUUUGAUACUUGGAACGGAUAAAGAUGUCUUUGAAAGUCGCUUCAUUCGUUGCAAAAUGCAUGAUAUGGUUCGAGAUAUGGUGAUAAAAAUUGCAAGAGAAGAGAGCUUUUUUGUGAGCUUGGAGAGUGGAGGUAGGAUCGGAUUCAGUGUGCAGUCUCGCCACCUGGGAAUUUCAGAGAACACAACAGUGGAGAGCAUCCGAAACAGUUCUACCAAGCUGAGGACAUUGGUUGGAAUGGAAAUGGAGAGGAAUGAGAUCAUUGCAAGUGUAAAAGUAGUACUCUGCAAAGUAAGGUGGUUGAGGGUGUUAGAUCUUUCAUUGUCAAACACGAAAAUUGAUGUUGUGGCCAAGAAUUGGUUGAGUGGGAUAGGGUCAUUACAGCACCUCGUUUUUCUUAGAAUAGAGAAUUCUGCGUUAAGAAGGCUCCCCGCUUCAAUCAGAAAUCUUCAUAAUCUUCAGAUUCUAUGUUUAAGAGACUGCCCGAAUUUGGAAAUGCUUCCCGUGUCAAUCACAACAUUGGAGAAGCUGACAGAUAUCGUAAUCUUUGAUUGUCCCUCUUUAGAAUGCAUGCCGGAAGGGCUUGGAAAGCUUUCAAAUCUUGAAAGGUUAUUUGGGUUUACACCAAUGAAUUUGGGUGGUAAAAAUGGAUCUGAUAUUUCGGAUCUGAAGAAGUUGACAAGACUCAGAAAACUUUCGAUGGACAUAAAGUCAGAGAAACAAAUAGAAGGGGAAUGGAAUGUGUUAUCAAUGCUCUAUCAUCUGCAAUUUCUAGAACUAGACUUUGAGGGCAGUUCUAUUGAAAGUGAAGGAGUUGUAAAGAAGAUUGACAGUCAGUUUUCUGCUCCUUUAAAAUCCCUUAGAGAGUUGCAUCUUUGGGACUACACAGGAGAAAGCACACCUGCGUGGCUCAGUCCUAUUUCCCUUCCCAAUCUUCAGUUUCUUUUCAUUGGUGGGGGAAGGAUUAAGAAGAUGGGUCCCAGAUUUUGGGACAGUGAGAAUGGGGUAUGGAAAGUGGAGGUGUUGGUGCUAAAAUACUUGAAAGAGAUGGAAGAAGAGUGGACGAGGAUGCGAAGGGCAAUGCCGUCUUUAAGACUCGUGAAGGUUCAAAAUUGUCCGAAGCUCAGGUCAUUCCCAUUGAAUGACACGUUUGAAGAUUAUCGUGGAAAUUGGAGCAUAUGGAGGAAAGAAGAAGAAAAAGGUAUGCUAUUACGUGCACAUAGUGCUCCCAUUGUCUUUGAAGCUGCGCUUGCCGCCCUAGAAGAAGGUGAAGGAGGUUUACUAAUUUCACACGCACAUAGUGGUCCCAUCCUCUCUGAAGUUCCAUCUGCCACCGAAGAAGAAAAAGAAGGCAUUUUUCUUUUUCCUUUUGUAAUUGUUGCUCACAUGCUCUUUUCAUGACAUUUAUAUCUCCAAAACAUUCACCUCAUCUUAACUGCUCCAUGAAUAUCACAGAUUCCGCACAUGUUUUGCAUGUCCACACGUGUACCAAAUCACCAUUUUUGUAUUCCCCCAUCCGUUCUGCUUUUAGUCAUAGAAUAAAACUAAUAGAAAUAGUCAUGAUGGGUGUAUUUUUAUAGGUGGUGGCAAUGGUCAGGAUACUUUUUUAGAUUGAUUUGAACCAUUCCUAUUCAUACUACUAUUAUAUACAGCUAUGCAACUUUUUUUGUACUCAUCCAUCAUCAUCUAACCUGUGAAUCUUGAAUUGAACAUGACUCAUUAAAAAUUUAACUUUUCAAUAUUUCAUUUUCCUCUUCAUUCACAAUCAUCUGAAGCAGAUUUUCUUCAAAUGGCCCUUGUAGCACAUGAUCCAGAAAUUUCAUAUCAUCGUCUAGGAUGUAAUCUAGGGGUGAAAAACUCUUAUAUGGUAAAUGUGGUAGGGUUCCACAGUACCCUAUCAAAAUCCUCAUUGUGGUAACAUGCCAGAUGAUAUUUCUUUUAUUUUAUUUUUUUUACUAUGGUUGAUGAAUCCGGAUCCUCUGCUUAUCACUGACAAGCAUUUCUUGUUUUUCCGGAUCGUCGCUGGCAUUACAAGCACUGCUGCAUUAAAUGCAGUUUGUUAUGAUGUGGCCCAAUUACAUUUUAAUGAAAAGAAAACUACUGUGUGUGGCAAGCAAAGGAUCUGGACUCAAUGGUUAGAAAUACCCAGAUAGUAGAUUCCAAACCAAUGGUGGGAGAAAAAGGGUUCGUGGCCCACAUUUUGGAGGGGAGGAGAAGACUUUUAGGCUCGGUUUGUCAAACAAAUUUUUUGGAUGGUUCAUACUAGAUGGACAGUCUCAAGUGUGUUCAUUUAAUAGAAUCAGAUUUGAUGAAGCCGGUGAAAUACCAAGUAUUAAAAUUUCUUUGUAGUCAGCUGACUUUGUCAAUUCUCAUUUCCUAAGGCUCGUUGAUAGCAUUUCAACCAUUUUAUAUACAUGAAUCCGAUAAUCAAUUUAUGAAGUUGCAGCUACCAGAAGUUACAGUUCAGGUUUAGGCUAUUUUUGCCUUAGAUCGAGCUUUCCUGCAUGAUUUCUUUUGAUCAUGGCUGUCCAUGAAGUUAUGUCACUUGUUCUACAUUAAUCAUCAAUUAGUCUAAUUUUUCAAGGAAGCCUUGAAGAGUUUCACUAGCCCUGAUGAACAGUUUGAAUGGAUGAUGGAAAUGCCAAUGAGGUGAUUGCAAUUAUAACCCA